Dentiscutata erythropus is the source of this 1287-nucleotide messenger RNA. Lineage: Eukaryota; Fungi; Glomeromycota; Glomeromycetes; Diversisporales; Gigasporaceae. The record is from the annotation of a GenBank genome assembly.
AUGACUAAAAGUAUGGAUAAACAUGGAGCCUUGGAUUCUCAAUAUACUGAACAAAUCUUAACGAAUCAUCAUCCCAAGCCAACUCUUCUUUAUUGCACUCCUCCACCUUCCCCCAUGACCAAUAAUUUAGGACAUCCAAAUCGUUCAUGCUCCAAGCAUCGUUGUCAGUACACGUCUUAUUCGCCUCCGGAAGAACCGUUACCUUCCGUUCCGGAGGAUGAUACCAUGAGACAACACUGGAUCCAAAAUAAUCAAAGAAUGAAUCAAGACGUAAAAUUACAACCUACGGUUAUCAAGAACGAAUAUGAUUUUCUUAACGAUAACUCCAUUCUUGGCAUGAAUAUCGAUAAUUCAGCAAUGCCUCUUUUAGUAUCAGGACCUCAAUACGCUCCUGUUCGAUAUCAACAACAACAGUUGGCUCAAUUACAACAAAAUUUGGUACAACCGUCUUAUAUGUUACCACAACAAUGUCAACAAAUUCCACAAUCGUCUAUUAUUAAUCGAAACAUUUAUAAUUCUGUUAUGCAACCAAUGCAGUCAGUUCCUUCAGUUUCCGAUAAUUACAUGCGCGGUACUAUUACAUUGAAUUACAAUUUGAAUGGUUUAUUGCAAGUAAUGGGUCCAGCAUAUGCUACCAUACUUCAAUCCGUAACAAAAGGCACUGGUCCAGUGAUACCUCCAACUGGUUUCUCGAGUGUUCAACAAUUACAAUAUUGGAUUCGUGAAAAAAUCCUAGCGUUAAGUCAAGAAUGGAUAGGUGAUAUAGAACAACCUUACGUUUUUGAUCCUGAAGAAAAACUUAAAUUACGAUUAAUUGAUGAUGAACAACAAGGUCAAUAUUCCUAUGAUUCUUAUGUUUUACGACAUCAAUUCGAUGUUAUUAUUGAUCGAGCAGAAUAUUCUGGCGAUAAUUUCGAUCCCCAAACCGGUGAUUAUAAACCUUUCGAUGAUUUAAAUCAAUAUGAUGAUGAUGAUAGAUUUAGUGGAAAUAGUAAUAGAAGCAGUAUCGAUAUAGAUCCAUCAGAUAUUUUCCUUCAGAAACUCUAUGCGUUCGUUCGUAAGUUUAUGAAGGAUGUUCCUUGGUUACGAGAAAAUUUCAUGAUGAGUAUCUGUAGAGAUUAUGAUACUGUGUCUGAUGGUGGUAUAUCUGACGUUGCUGUUGAAAUACGAAAAAAUCAAUCAUCACCUUUAUUAUAUUCUCAACAACAAAAUCGACAAACAUUUGCGAUGAAUAACGAUAUAUAUGACUCACAAAGUGAUAUAGUUAAGGGACGAUUAUGCUUUUAA